GUCACGUUCCAUUUAGCUUUACGUUCCGCUCUUUCCUGAUAGAUGAAACUUACUGAUCUUCGAAAUGAGUCAAAGAUAUUAACUAAUAUUCCUUCCGAUUUCAAAUAUUAUUUAAUUUUUUUACAAAUCAACAACCGUAGUGUAAGUGGAAAAAAAAACACAGAAGGAUUUUUAUUGAAAGCGUGAGACGUUCCGAAUUGGGACGCGGUCGAAGGGAUUCAGCCGCUCUUCUCCGCGCAGCACCACAACAAGGAAAAGUGACAAGAGGACCGGGAUUCAGAUAAAUAAGAGUUUAAAGAGCGCGUCGGACGAGGCGAGAGCGGAAGCGGGUCCGCAACGGGUCUCUCCGCCGCUCAACCCACUCGGCACGAGGGCAGCGGCCGCCGCAGGCUCCCACGGACACCAUGGUUAGUGAAGAGAGGCGCGCGUGGACUUCAGCUGAGCAGCGAUGACCAGUGAGCGCUAGACGAGCGUAGGCUGCGCGGCUCCCAGAACACAUUCCCGUCUGCUGUUGGGUCGCGUCCAGUGGUCCGGAAAAAUGGGGCAUCCUCCCCUGGAGUUCAGUGACUGCUAUCUGGACAGCCCCAACUUCAGGGAGACUCUCAAGUGCUACGAGCAGGAGUUGGAGAAAACCAGCAAAUUCCUGAAGGAGCUGAUAAAAGAUGGCAACAGUGUAAUCAAUGCACUCAACGGAUAUUCCACGGCCGUGCAGAAGUUUUCCCAGACCCUCUGCUCGUUCCAGUUCGACUUCAUCGGCGACUCCCUCACGGACGACGAGAUAAACAUUGCCCAGUCGUUCCAGGAGUUCGCCGGACUCCUGCAGGAAGUGGAGCACGACAGGAUGAUGCUGGUUCAGAACGCGUCCGAUCUGCUCAUCAGGCCGCUGGAGAAGUUCAGAAAAGAGCAGAUCUCCGUAACAAAAGAGAAGAAGAAGAAGUUUGAGAAGGAGAGCGAGAAGUAUUACUCGCAGCUGGACAAGCACCUGAGCCUGUCUGCCAAGAAGAAGGAGAGCCAACUGCAGGAGGCGGACGAGCUCCUCGACAGAGAGCGGGUCAACUUCUAUGAGUCGUCCGUGGAGUACGUGUACCAGAUCCACCAGGUGCAGGACAAGAAGAAGUUCGAUGUGGUGGAGCCGGUGCUGGCGUUCCUUCACAGCAUCCUGACGCUCAACAACCUGACGGUGGAGAUGACGCAGGACUUCAUGCCCUACAAGCAGGAGCUGCAGCUCAGCUUGCAGAACACGCGGAACCACUACGAGAGCACCCGCGAGGGGAUGGAGGAGCUGAUGAAGAGGAUGACGCACCCGUCCCAAAUCUACAAGAUGCACAGUUUCCCCAUGGAGGGCUACCUGCUGUGCCAGGAGAAGUGGGCGCUGGGCGUGACCUGGGUCAAAUACUAUUGCAAGUAUGAGAAGGAGGACAGGCGUCUGCUCAUGGUGCCCUGUGAGCAGAAGACCACCACGAAGCAGGGCCCCGCGCUGCUCACGCUGAAGUCCUGCAUCCGGCGGAAGACGGACUCCAUCGACAAGCGCUUCUGCUUCGACGUGGAGACCGCCGAGCGAAACACACCUGUCACGUUCCAGGCUCUUUCAGAGGGGGAGAGGAAGCUGUGGAUGGAGGCCAUGGAUGGAAAGGAGCCAAUCUAUCAUUCCCCAAUCCACAAGCAGGCUGAAAUGGAGCUGAAUGAAAUAGGAUUCAAGUUUGUGCGAAAGUGCAUCAACUACAUUGAAACUAAAGCACUGACACAAGAAGGAGUGUAUAGAACAGUUGGCAGCAACAUCCAAGUGCAGAAGCUUUUAAACGCCUUCUUUGACCCAACAAACCCCGGAGACGUGGACUUUCACAGCAGUGAAUGGGAGGAAAAAGCCAUCACAAGUGCAUUGAAGUUUUAUCUGAGGAGUCUGUCUGAACCCCUGAUGACCUACAGUCUGCACAGGGACCUCGUGUGCGCCGCAAAAUCAGAUAAUCUGGACUUUCGACUGAGUGAAAUUCAUUCGCUCACUUACAAAUUGCCAGAGAAAAGUCGGGAGAUGCUGGAGAUGCUGAUUAAACACUUGGUCAAUGUGUGCAGCCACAGUGACCAAAACCGGAUGACCCCUUCAAACAUGGCGGUCAUCUUUGGACCCACGCUGAUGAGGGCAAAGGAGGAGACGGUGGCGGCCAUGUUGGAUAUCAAGUUCCAAAAUAUCGUCGUUGAGAUUCUGAUUGAGGACUACAGAAAGAUCUUCAGCCACAUGCCGGAGGAGAGCAGCGUCCCGCCGGUGCCGCCCCCGCGGGCCGCGCCCAGGAAGCGGCAGCCCAUCACCAUCUCCAAGCGGCCGGCCCGCGUUUAUCAGGCUCUGGGGCCCGGCUUCGGCCAGCUCGCUCAGACAGAUGGCCAGAGCGACAGCGCCGGCGCCGACGGAGCGGCGAGCCCGCCGCCGCCGCAGAGGGCCCGACCCGCGAGCGGGGCGCCGCCCCCUCCGAGGGAGCCGCCGCCGCGCCAGGCGCUGGUGCCGGCGCCGAGGCCGGCCCAGCGUCUGGACCGGCAUCCGGACUGCGAGGCGGCGAGGGCCGACGAGGGCCCGGCGUCGGCGGCCAACGGGGAGUCGGGCGUGUACGUGAGCCGAGUGCCCUCCUUCCAAAGCAGGAAGCCGCCGCCGCCGAAGAGCGCGCCGGCUCUCAAAGAAGGAGACCCCGGUUUGACCCGGGCGAAAUCCAUCUGUCGACCCCCAGUCCGGCCCCCGGAGCCGCCCUCCAGAGGCCCCGCGCCCAAACCUCCCCAGAGCCCGGCGAGCGGCGAGGGCACAUCCUACGUUGCCUCGAAAACAAAGUUUUUUGAAAACGCCUCCAGGCAAGUUGUCAACUCUCCGGCGUCGCCAACAGUGACUAACGUGAAAAAAGAACUGAACUGAAGACAUAAGCUACAUCACGUGACCUCUACCCGUUCUCCUGGGUCCUUUUUGAUCUUAUUAGACAUGCAUCAUCUUAUGACUUUUUUUUAUUGUAUUUUAUAUAUAAACAGUCGUAAGGUACGGCUGCGCAGAAGCACAGAUGGUGGGGAAAAAAAGAAGUCCGUGAUCUUUGAUCCACACAAAUUGAAAUAGCGUAGUUGGGUUUUAGGUUGUUAAACAGUUUCACUGCUUAGUUCAGGCUGUUUCAUUUGUAGGAACUAAACUGUUCCUACUACUAGUGUUGAGUAGAUGAAUACUGGUGAAAACAGGCUUAAUCAGUUUCCUUAUUAGACUAAAUGCUAACUUGUAGAGUAGAUACUAUGGUCCUGCACUGCAGCUCUGGCAAAACCUUCUGAUUUCAGUCAAUGUGAUAAAAAAAAUCUUUUCGUGAGUGAAAGAAAAUCUUAGUAUUAUGGAAGUGGCCCAUUAAUGAGAAUGUUUUAACAGUGAUCUUAAUUGGGACAUAACUAAUCAGGCACAGGUUACAUUUUAGGCAUGACUUACAUGAGCUAGUGUGUAGUUUGAGUUUACACUGAAUGAUAUAUAUAAUGAAUAGAUAAUUGUGUCUCCUCCCUCACGUCUGCCUGCGAUGGACCCACCUCCAACGGGCCGAUCAAGUUGCACCGAACCGUUCUAAUUACAAGGUUCAUGUGUAUAUAACACUCCAUUGUUGUUACAUGUCUUCUUGUUCUUCAAAUUUUUAAUGCUAGUUUUUGUAACAUGAAAAUUGCUUUUCCGGAGUCAAAUAAAUAUGAAGAGCCCUUAAA
This is a messenger RNA of Betta splendens (Siamese fighting fish), 3699 nucleotides long. Its product is annotated as oligophrenin-1-like. The record is from RefSeq and is a predicted model, not a curated record. The coding region runs from base 539 to 2893 and encodes 784 amino acids. Gene Ontology annotation, molecular function: protein binding; GTPase activator activity. The transcript is spliced from 24 exons. Gene Ontology annotation, biological process: signal transduction. Lineage: Eukaryota; Metazoa; Chordata; Actinopteri; Anabantiformes; Osphronemidae. Gene Ontology annotation, cellular component: cytoplasm.